This is a messenger RNA of Electrophorus electricus (electric eel), 607 nucleotides long. Lineage: Eukaryota; Metazoa; Chordata; Actinopteri; Gymnotiformes; Gymnotidae. The record is from RefSeq and is a predicted model, not a curated record.
CCAAGUAAAUCUGCCACAUAUCGGAUGAGUCCGAUCGGCGUGUUUAAACAGGCACAUCCCCAUGGAGUGCCUGAACACCUGAGCCCCAUGUCCACUGUCUCAGUUGAAGAAUCUGAGCUCCAUGGUGUCGCGUGCUUCCAUGACAACACUGGCGCACAUGUCCACCGACCUGUGGAGGGCCAUGGACGCCAAGGCGGAGUUGGUUGCCUGCAUGCUGCCGCACAAGGCGGGCGAAAGCAACCUCUUCAUCAGGGAGGACAAGGACCUUGCGCUCGGUGCCAUGGUGCAGAGCUGCUCGCCCACUCAGGUCCAGCAGUCUGUGAUGUCAUCCCACGAUAGAUCAGGAAGCAGCUCCCUUCGUCACCAGCUCCCUGACCAGCCCUACCAUUGGCCCGUGGCCUACUCGCUCGGCCAGAGGAAAGCCUGUAUCCUUACCUGUGAGAGGAAGAGGAACACGGAGAGACAUGAGGGAUUCGGACAUUGAACAUCAGCUCGAUUAUUGAACUUGAUUAUUGUAGUUUCUGGGCUUAUUGUUUGUUUUAAUGCCUUCAUUUUUAAAAAAAAAUAGUGUUUUUUACAAACAGACUAACAAACUGUAUUAAAUGUA